CAUGGACGUUACCCCCAUACCAGAAUCCGAGGACCUUACACAGCUCUUUGACCUUUCGCCAGAGGGAUUUCCAUGGAAUGACCGUCGCGUUGAGGACAUCAAAAACCGAAGAGCAGAUAUGUCAGAUCUUCUCAUCUUUGACAUCCUUCUGUUAUCGGGAGAGAUGCGCCAGCCAAGCGCGCUCUGGCCACCCACGGACGUUGCAUCCCUACAGCGUCUCUUGGCCGCCAUCGAGCAAUCGAAGUAUGACGGACUGAAGAAGGACUGUUUGAUAUACUUCUUGCUCAAGUGGCAUCAGGACGAUAGGGCGGCGUCGUUCAAAGAGACGCGAUGCAUACCGCCGCAGUUUUCCGCGCUCUCGGACGCGUUUUGGCAUCUGGACACAGGCAUCAAUGUUGAGUAUGCGAUCUCACUACUUGCUGAUGUCCGUCUCAAUCGCGACUACACCUCCAAAAUUCUCAAAGCCAUCUCUUUCGACGAAGACUCUGCGCGUCUUAUAGUAAAAUAUAUACGAACCGUGAAGCCUCUCCUCACUGAGCCAGACGACCUCGACAUAUAUGUUGUGGCACUGGCGCAAAAUAGUAUCAUGGAGGCGUGGCACUUUCAGCGGACAUUCCCCGAGAGCAACGGGACGCGGACACGUUUGAUCCGCAAGAUCCUGAGUUGGGCGCUCUCUCCAACACCCAAAGAGGAACCUCUCGUUCACCUCCUGGCGUUCCCCUUCUCCCUCUUCGAGCAGUCC
This is a messenger RNA of Heterobasidion irregulare TC 32-1, 742 nucleotides long. RefSeq lists its product as uncharacterized. The transcript is spliced from 4 exons. The record is from RefSeq and is a predicted model, not a curated record. The annotation marks the transcript as partial. NCBI's taxonomy places the organism in Eukaryota, Fungi, Basidiomycota, Agaricomycetes, Russulales, Bondarzewiaceae.